Messenger RNA from Lactuca saligna, 2473 nucleotides. The record is from the annotation of a GenBank genome assembly. Lineage: Eukaryota; Viridiplantae; Streptophyta; Magnoliopsida; Asterales; Asteraceae.
AUGGAGGUCGAGGGUUCUUCGCUUCCUUCCAACUACGUCACGAUCCUGCAGCUCAAAGAGCGAUGGCUCCAACAACAACACCAAAAUCCUGCAAAAUCCAAGCCUCAUGACGAUGAAGCUAGUUGUCAACCAAGCGGCGAAGCUGCACUUAGACGCGUUCCUCUUCAAAGACCAAAUCGCCCUCGGGUCAUUAACCAAGUCAUACCGGAGGUUGCCGUAGAUGAUUGUGGUUCUAAAACUCAAGUUGAUGCUGCGGAUAAUCAUCCAAAGGGAGAGGAGGAGCAGAAGACUGAUCACUCAAACUCCAAACUCUCAAAGAAGAAAAAUAGGUCCCGAGCUCCAAAACCUAGGUCGGGCACCGACCAAAAUCCAAACGGAGGUGGCUCCCCACUGUUGGUAUCAGAAGAGGCGAAGGAGAAUAAAAGAACCCAGCACGUAGGUGGACGCCGGCGUCGGCAUCUGGUCUGUGAACCCAAUGACAGAAUGACAGUAUUUGCUCAGAGUGUGGACGACUUAUCGCACAGUGCUGCUCGUGGUCAUGGCGUCGUCGAGGCUGUUGCCGCUACUGUGCACGUCCCUAUUGUGAGCGAGAGAGCAAAUAGAAGAUCGGGUGCAGGAAGAUACCAGGGAAAACCAAAACCCAAGCCUUCGUCGGAUCAGAAUGUGGUCUGCGAACCUAAUGACAAAAGGACACCAUUUACUCAGAAUGUGGAUGACUUAUUGCACAACGAUGCUCGUGGCGAUGGUGUAGUUAAAGAUGUUGUUGAUUCUGAUGUGAAUGUCCCCAUUGGAAAAACUCCCUCGUAUGGGUUAAAAAAGGAGAAUCUUCGACAAAUUGAUAACGCCAAGCUCCCAACCUCUGGUACGUUUAUAUUGCAAGACGGUGGUCAGCCAAGGAAAAAGGGAGAUGUAGCAGAAAUUACUAAUUAACUGAAUGGAAUGGAUUGGAUUUAUCGUCCCUUUGUUGAUAGCAUUUGUGCAACCAUUUUACCAUUUUACUAGCAUGCUAAAUCCCUAAUUGCGAUCCUUGGCCCAUAGGGACCUUUUUUUUGUUUAUCUCUUUCACUAAAAAAAUCCAUACCCAUUCCGAAAGAGAAAAAAGAAAAAUUCAACUAAUUAAAUACCCAACAGAAAAGAGUAAGGUUAAUUUUCUUUUCUUUUUUCAUAUAUCAUCAUCGGUCAAACGGAUCCCUAAUCACAUUUUUAAGCUAUCAUGAACACAGCAGAUGAUGGUGACGGAUUGGACACAGUGGUGGUGAUGGACAAAAAAUAAUGACAAAAUUGCAAAAACGGUUCCUGUGGUUGGCAAAAUUUUGCAGUUUUGGUCCAAAAUGAUACCUUGGUGCACCUAUGGUCCAAUUUUGGAUUUUUUUUUAUUGUUUUUAGUCCCUACACACUUAAAAAGAUGAUUAUGCCCUUAUAUAUAUAUAGUUUUUUUAUUUUUUAAUUGCUGAAAUACAUAAAUUAAUUUAAUUUUUAUUUUUAUUUACAUUUAUUUGUUUUUUCUCCCUCAAAAACACACACACCGGUGAAAGAAACGAAGAAAGAAACAGGGACAGCCAAGUGCUGCCACCCUCAACCACCCACCGGUGACCCCUCAUAGCUGUGAACCACCACAAAUGGCCACUCUCUAUCUCCCUCUUGUAUUGUAGAAUCCAUUGCACCAUCCACCCUUCACGUUUUCUGUUUUCCUUCUUUCACUACCAAGAACAACCACCACCAACGCAUGGUGGUGGUGGUGUUGUGAUCACCAAACAUCACUAGGAACCACCUCUUCUCACCAGUUUUGCCAAUCAGCAACAACCUAAACACACCCUUUGACCACUGCUACCUCCCCUCUCUCUCUCUCCCUUGCUUAUUUUCUCAUAUAACAAUAGCCCCACAAAAUUGGCAUCAACCUCCUAAGAACCACUGGUUGCUACCCUGUCUUUCCCCCUGUGAUGAAGAACAAACACCAACCCUCACUAUGAGAUCUUGACAAAUGAAAACAAUUUGUUUCUUAUUGCUAUCAAUCAAAAGCACAAAGAGUCAUCUAAAACGAUUUGUAACUGUUGCACACACCAAUUGUUCGGUAGAUUGCUCCAAAGAAUAAUUAUCUUCUAAAAUGUUGUUUUUUGAUUGGAUUUGUUGUACAUAUUGUAAACCUAAAUGUGCGUAUCGACGCUCUGCAACAUCAUACAAGAAGCCAUGGGAAGGGAGGUGGAGAGGUUGGUAGAAAAACGAAGAAGAAAGGGAGGGAAAGGGCAAAUCGGAAACAACAUAGCAGGAUGAGGUUCGUGGGUUUGCUCAGCAUGGUGCGGCGGAUCAGUCACACAGUAGACCCAAAAUGCAUGAUUGUUCUGUUCAGUUAUGAUAUGUUAUGCGUGGUACUUCAGGAGACCGUGGCAAGGCGAAGACGUGAUCGUACCGCUCCUCAUGUUUAUGUUUUAUGUUAUGGUUCUGGGAAUACUCUGAUAAUGAAUGUAUUGAAAAC